AUGUUCAAUUUCCGAAUCCUUCUCGUUGAUGUAUUGCCCGAAAAUUUGCUUUGGUCACCACAAGAGAACAGUCUCCAUGAUUCACUUGAGUUUAUUGGAGAAUAUAUUUGCGAAUCGGGAAACAGUGAGUGUUCUGUGCUUGUCGAUGUGAUGUCGUUUCUGAUCACUGAUGUUGUGCGGGUUGCUAAUAAAGAAGCAAGGCCGAAUGUAAUUCUCGUAAAGCCAAUGCCUAAAAAACUAAAUCAAAGUGAAAAGAUCAGAAUUUGCAAGGAUAUACAGUCGGGUCAUAAGGACAAAAUGAUUUGUGAAGGAUUUAACAUCUCUAAAGGAAUGCUAUACCGACUAAAAAAGAAAAGGGAAGGAAUCUUAGCUCAAGGUUUCUCAACAUCCGAAGGGACAAUUGGAUACGAAUUGAAUGCCCAAGUUUACGAGAUUUUUCGUAAUCUCAGGUCGAAAGGUUUCCCAAUUAAUGGGCCAACCUUAAAGCUUAUUGCACGUAAAAUUGCGUAUAGAAAUUCAAAUCAUGAUUUCACUGCUUCUAAUGGAUGGCUUUACAGAUUCAAGAAACAAUUCGAAAUAAAAUUCAGAAUAUUACAUGGCGAAUCACGAUCAGCUGAUAAAGAAGGUGCGGAAAACUUUCGAUCAACUUUCAAUGAUUUGCUUGAAAACUUUGGGGGAGAAAACAUUUUCAACUGUGAUGAAACUGCAUUAUUUUAUAAAGCUGUUUCCAAAAAGAGUUUUGUUGAAAAAAAUGAGUCACACAGCGGACAUAAAAUAAGAAAAGAACGUAUGACACUUCUUUUGUGUUGCAGUUUCACAGGAGAAAAAUAUAAACCGCUUAUAAUUGGGCGUACGAAGUCACCAAGAGUAUUAAAAGGUGUGAAUCUGAGAGAAAUUGGCAUUGAAUAUAAUGCUUCGUGCAAAGCCUUGAUGACAAAAAAUAUUUUUGAAAUUUGGUUAUCUUGA
This is a messenger RNA of Octopus sinensis (East Asian common octopus), 966 nucleotides long. Its product is annotated as tigger transposable element-derived protein 4-like. NCBI's taxonomy places the organism in Eukaryota, Metazoa, Mollusca, Cephalopoda, Octopoda, Octopodidae. The record is from RefSeq and is a predicted model, not a curated record. Bases 1 to 966 code for a protein of 321 amino acids. The transcript is spliced from 4 exons. Gene Ontology annotation, molecular function: DNA binding. Gene Ontology annotation, cellular component: nucleus.